GCCUGCGCAGUGUCAACCAACGGGGGGCAAGCGACUGCCAGUCGAUUUACCGUACCGAAAGACACGGAACGUGUCUCCAACUUUACUUUCAAACUCCCAAAUACAGCUAUUAUAUAAAUAUUUACCAAAAAUCAUCUAUAAACAAUAUAAAAAUUUCCAAGCAGUGAUCACAAAGUGAAAUCAGUUACUGAACGAAACCGCUCAAGCGUAUCCGGGACUGUUUGAAUUUCGAAUUCGGCUACGUUCAUCGACACGGGACACCUAUCAAGUUUUGGAGUUUCGGACGCGAAGUCGUAACGCCGAAUGGAAUUAACGUUAGUUAAUUCCAGAUUUCCACUUACGGAAAGUCGCCUACGUCGUCAACAUAGCGGUACCGUGCGAGGUAUUAAGUAACCGUCGGGUUUUGUAAAGUUUGUGCAGUUUUCUCGUGGUUUUUGGACUCGGAACCGUGUGUAUCCCGUUAGACAUUAGUAUGCGAGUGGACUGUUAGACUAGUGAGUGGAACUCGCCGAGUGGUUGUAGUGCGGUGGUCGGCAGUGUAUGGCGCCAUGAUUAGCGGAGGCUGGGUGUGCGCUCUGCAUGUCCGCACGGCGGGACUGGGGGGCGCCGCUUUAGGCUCCGACGAGGAGGAAGCGGUGUACCUCGCGUAUGUUGUCAUCGAUGUUCUCACCAACCAGGUGAUAGGCGAACGUGAAUAUGCAGUUCGACCAACAAGAAGGCCCUCAGAAGAAUUACAAACAGGCCAGCCAUUGGACGUGGUUGUGCAACAGUUCGACGAGUUCGUGCGGUCUCUACAGGUGGACCCCCACUCCCCCCUCUUCAGGCUCGUCACGGACGGACAGCCACCGCUCAGACAAUGCCUCCACCCAGAAGCGUGCAGCAAAGAACUGGACCUGCCCACAUACUACGCGCGCUUCCACGACCUGCGCAAGGAGUACGUACGGGCUUACACGCUGCGGGCCGUAACGCCGCGCGCGCAGCCCGCGCCGCCUCCACCUGACCAUCCUACGUGUCUACUAGACAUGCUUAACUAUUUAGGUAUAACUCCGUAUGCUGGUGAAAAUUUCUAUGCAUCAGAAGUUAAAGACAUGGCGAGCAUAAUACAAAGGAUAAUAGCUGAUGGUUUUAGAUUAGAACUGCCGGAAACAAUAGAUCUCGUAUUAGAAACUGGAAUUUGCUCAAAAGACGAUGAAAUAGACGGGAACUGUAUAGUGCGAGCGCGCGGUCUCCCCUGGCAAUCAUCAGACCAGGACAUCGCCAAGUUUUUCCGUGGACUCAAUGUCGCUAAGGGCGGAGUAGCUCUGUGCCUCUCUCCGCAGGGCAGGCGCAACGGCGAGGCGCUGGUGCGGUUCAUCUCGCAGGAGCACAGAGACAUGGCGCUCAAGCGACACAAGCACCACAUCGGCCCGCGGUACAUAGAGGUGUACCGGGCGUCAGGGGACGACUACCUGCAGGUAGCGGGCGGCGCCACGUGCGAGGCGGUCGCGUUCCUGUCGCGCGGCGCGCAGGUCAUAGUGAGGAUGCGCGGCCUGCCUUACGACGCCACGCCGCAGCAAGUAUUGGAAUUCUUCUCCACGGGUGACGACCCCGUGAACGUGCUAGACGGUGCUGAAGGGGUUCUAUUCGUGCGACGCGCGGACGGCCGGGCGACUGGGGACGCCUUCGUGCUGUUCGCCAAAGAGGAGGAUUCGCCCAAGGCGCUGUCGAGACAUCGGAAGCUGAUAGGAGCUAGAUACAUCGAGUUGUUUAGAUCUACCACUGCUGAAGUGCAACAGGUGCUUAACCGGUCGCUAGAGACGCGCACGAGUCAAGCCAGCACGCCGUCGACGGCGAGCGCGCCCGCAGAGAGCCUGCUGCCGGUGGCGCUGGUGCCGCAGCACGUCAUCACGUCGGGCACCGCCAAGGACUGCGUGCGGCUGCGGGGGCUGCCGUACGAGGCGCAGGUGGAGCAUAUUUUGACGUUCUUGGACGAGUUUGCACAAAACAUCGUCAUGCAAGGAGUUCACAUGGUAUAUAACGCUCAGGGUCACCCGAGUGGCGAGGCGUUCAUUCAGAUGAACAGCGAGACCAGCGCCUUCCUGUGCGCGCAGCAGAAGCACCAUCGGUACAUGACCUUCGGGAAGAAGCAGCGGUACAUCGAGGUGUUCCAGUGCUCCGGGGACGACAUGAACCUGGUGCUGACCGGCGGCGUGACCCCCGCCACCUCGCCCAAGGUGCUCUCCCCCGGGCCAGUGACGUAUUACUACCCCGCGAUGGGCCCCACGCUGCCGCCGCCGCCCCUGGUGUACUGGGGCUACCCCACGCCGCCGGUGUCCCCCGCGCACUACUACCACGGACCCCAUCACCCGCAGACUAUGAUGCCAGAAGUAGUAUCUGUGGGAGGCGGCUCCCCACUGCCGAUAGCUCCGCCAGCCGCUUGCCCCGAAUGGCCUAUAUUCAUGGUCAACUAACUUAGGAUACGCCCUAAGUGUAAGUUUUCAAGCGAGCGUAGUCUUUACUGCGUAGAAUAAUAGACGAAACACGAACUUUCUAAAACACGGUAUGUAAUUAUAUUUGGCGGGCACUGUUUAUAGUUUUAAGAACGGUAUAAAUCGCCAUUCGCCAUACCUAUGAGUGUAUUCAACUACGAAGUUUUACGUAGCUAAUUGCUAAAAACAUAGUUUUAGUCAAUUUACAUUUUAUUUUAUAUGGACCGGCGUAACCAUUUUUGGCAUACCGAUUUAUAGAGUACUUAGCCAAAGUCUAUAAAUCUGUAGAUACUCUUAUUUCGAUAAUAUUUUAAGAAACAGUAAACUACCAUAUGUUAAUUCAUAUUACUAACACUUUCAUAAAAUUUGAUUCGCCAAGAGCUGUGUUUAUAAAAAAAGUCCUCGGAGGAUUUGGUUCGUCAAUUCUUCAGAAUGAAAAACCAAUUCCUUCACUUUUAAUGGCGGUUUAUGGCGUUUCUGUGAGCUUUGUCGAUUUAAAAAACAGCCACGGAGUUUUUGGUUUGUCAAGUUUUCCGAUUCGUAAAGCUCAUUAGGUGCGUAAAUUAAUGAAUAAUCGAUCUAUUCAUUAAAUCGGUUAGCAAUUUCUAAUUAAUAAUGUAAGCUGGCUUACAAGUUGUAACAGAAAUAGGUUGUCCCGUAAUUAAUAGAUCAAACGCAAUUAUUAUACUAACAUGAUCAAAUUUGACAAUACUAACAUGAUCAAAUUUGACAAAAUCUGUAAGGUACGAGUGGGUCCAGUCUUAAAUCAAUGUUUUUGGCAUGCUGUAGCUGCUUUAAUUGAUAUUUAUUAAGAUCUGAUUUUUUUUUAAUUUCUUUACAGGAUAUUUUAAACCAUGUUAUUGAAAGAAAAAUAAGUAUUGCACUCAAAAGCUUAUACAGAAUACACUGGUGAUUCAAUCUUUAAUAUUUAACAAUAAUAAUCAGCAGCUAAAUACAGCAUUGAAAACACAGAGUCCAGAAAAAAAAUUGAAAACCAAAAAAAAUGCAAUUUGGUCACCCUAUGGUUUUUUUUUAAACUAAUCGAAUUAUUUUUAGUAAUUAGGUGACGUAACAGCCACUUGCGUUUAAUCUAUUAAUUACGAAACAACCUAUAAAUAUUAACAUUAUAUUUGUAUGAUAUUACAUUUACAUGUACCAAAAUUUAUUUGUUUUGCUUACAGCAAAAUUAACGUGCUUUGAAAUAAAAUUUAUAUAAUUACUAUUUAGUAUAAUUGUAAACGAAGAAUUUGUUAAUCUUUAUUAUACUACUAGCUGACGCCGCGCGGUUUCACUCGCGUGGUUCCCGUUCCCGUUAAUUUAGUAUAAUUAUUAUUUUAAGAUUUUUAAUAGUUGACUAAUAUAUUACUAUAUUCUAUAAACUUAAUGGUACAAAUCGAAAAUCUUCUAGCAUCACUUGCCAAUGUAAUCGCGAAUUAACGUUUGUAGUCGCGUCACGAUAAAAAGAGCACACAUACAAUAAAUGAACUUGCAUGCAUGCUAAUAAGUCUAAAACUUGAUAAAUGUAAUCUAUGUACUAACAUUAAAAACUAUGCUCUUUUUACGUGGCACCUACAAAAUCAAUUUAAAUGGCUCAAAUGACGUGAUAUUAUAAUAUAUGUCAAUAAGUAAAUUUAGUUUUAAAUGAAUUAGUUGAUAUAUUUAAUAUAAUAUGUAUAAUUAAAAUGUGCAUAGGUGAUAACAUGCACGUAAUAAAUGUUGUAGAAUUCGGAUUAACCACUUAUUUUUUAUCGUAAAAUUUAUGAAGAAAAUCAAUAUAUGAAAAUUAAUAUAUGUACCUCCAGAGACUCGAAACAUAAUUUAGUCGCUUGUGUGUUGAUAUAUUAUUUAUAUCUCUAAAUUAUUUAUACAUCCUCAACACAUCCACGUACUUGUUACGUUGGCUAUCAACUAACGCAUGAUAUCAGAGGUACAACAUGAAAAUAAUUUAGAUAUAAAUUGUAUAAAUCGUGGUCAUUGUUAUAAGGUUUAAGGAUAAUUAUGAUAUUCCGGAUAAUUCAGGCAUUAAAUAUUUCUCCUUACUUACCUAAGAUUCGCUUAGUUAGAAUAUUAUUGAAUAAUAAGUCCAAUCUAUACUUACAAUUUUUACAAUGUUAAUGCGUAUUUAGACUUUGUCAUCUGUUGUGUUUUGUAUACAAUUUAAAACGUCUAUUCUAAUUUUUAAUUAUAUUUUAUACUUCGUUGAAUUUCUUUAUAUUAAACAAGGAUUUAUAAAAAAAAAACACAAAAAAUUAUAAUAAUAUAUUAAGUAAUUGAAGAAUAAAUUUAGCAAAAUUUAUUAUAAAGUAAUAUAUUUUAUGAAAUAACUUUAAGCUGAUGUUCGGUGCUAUGCGCUCGUUUGAAUUUAUAAAAUAUAGUCAAAUUUAAAAGCGAUUUGCUGUUAGUUACUUAGUUCCGUAUGUGGUAUAAAUAUUAUAACAUAAUAUAAAGGACGCUAAUAGUUCUACUGCACGGCUGUUAUUUUUAUAAUAUUUUGUAAAUGUUUUAAUUAUAUGCUAAUUUAUGUUUAUGUGUGAGUCUGAGUGAGUGAUUUACUAAUUACAUACAAUAUACAUAUCAGUCCUUCAGGCGGUAUUUAUGGCUUAAAUACCGCCUCUUAGCCGUCCAAAUGUUGCCUUACAGAGUUCGGUGCUAAGCGAUAAGGCCGCCUUUUAUACUACUAUAUUACAUACCACAGGUAUUUACAUUUACAGUAUACAUACUACGGCACCAAUACAAUCCAAAACUACUGUUAGCGUUCUUUUUAUUUGACCCAUAAUAUACCCAAUUCUUAACAUCGAAAUACAUUUUUUCGAUAUAUAUUUUAAACAUUUAGUAAAUAUAAUCAAAUAUACGCUCAAUUAAUUAAUUCAAUGAAUUUAAAAGUUCCUUGUGUAAACGAUAAUAAUAAAUUAAUUAUAAUAUAUUUUUAUCAAAGAGCUCAAUAACAGUUUUUUAGUCUUGAAAUAUUUACUUAAAAUUUGAGACUUCUAUAUAUUUUGUAAAAUAAAAGUUAGUAGGGCAUAAAAUAUAAACAUAUCCCUCUGCGUGUCAAAACGGUUUAAGUUAACUGAAUGCAAGACAUUUGCUGUUUAAAUUAUUAUGAAAAUAGGGUCAUUAUAGACUUAAUCGUCUUUAGCAACUGAUUAAUUUUUGACGAAAAAAUUAAGCAAAAAAUCUAAAAGAACACGCUUUUCUUAAAUUCUUCAGUUUAUCUUAGCCGGUUGAAAAACAGUGAUAAAUGAAAAGGUGCUGAUUUAUUCAGUUUUUAGCGAAAACCAAAUAAAUUACUUGUUGUUAAUUGUUUUUCGUCGUAGAGUAAGAAAUCGCUCAACUAGAAUAGAUAUUAGUUUGUAGAAUAAGCUACAGCAAAUAGAAUUAGGUUACUACUAGACGCCUACAUAUAUCGACUAUAACUACAUGUCUUUUUGUCUCUUUAUUCGGGGCUAAAAAGUUUACCAAAAUUCGGGAAUAAUAUUUAUGUCAAAAUUAAAUCGAGGCAAGCUGUGAAAUAAAUAGACCAAUCAACUAAAUAUUCUAAGGAAAAUAAGUAAAAUAAGUUAGUAAAAUUUAAGAAAUGAGUAUUUUAAUCAGAAAUAGAGCUAAGAAUAAAAAAAAAUUCAUAAAUCAAAAUUAAAAUAAAUCAAUUUUUUUUUAAUGUACCUACGUAAUUUUCUCAUGAUCAUAUAGAGUGAUAUGUCCGGUUCGGCGUUACUGGUCAGUAUCAAUUUAAUUUUGAAAACCGCCUAAUUAGAUCCAUAUAUAGCUCGGGACCAUAGAUACCAGUGGAGUAACUAAACCUGCCACGGACUCCGAGCUCAAAGGGGUUCCCAACUUGCAACAGUUAAGAAGUCAUUUAAAAUUUAAAAAAAAAUACACCAUGACUUUUUCUGGCUGGAGUUACGCCAGAUAAUUCAAUUUAUAAAUAGUAAUUUUAUUUAAAUAUAUUUCACUUAAAAAGAUCACCAAUCUCAUUAAAUAUAAAAAAAUAGAAUAAUAACAAAUAGUUCUGCCCUAUAGCUUUUACAGGAUAAAGUAUUUAAUUACGUAGAAUAUAGAUAAGUGCUUAAUCAUCGGCAUAAUAUUAAAAUUAGUUUUAAAAUUAAUUAAAUUUAUAAGAAAUAAAAAACAGCAAAAUCUAAACGUCUUCCGUUGAUGUAAUUUUUCAAUUUAAGUAAGAUGUCAUUUGUUUUUUAAGUUUAGCGUUAUCAGCAUUAAAUGAUUUUUAACGUACCCAUAGAUGUUGCUCUGGAUCAAUAUUCAAUAUUGAAAUUUUGGUUUUAUAGUAUAUUUCUUAUUUCUUAUGCGUAUUAAAUGAUGUAAGUACAAUAUUAAAUUAAUUCAAUUUUAUAAAUUAAUUGAAAUUAUAAAAAAAAAGAAUUAAAAAUAUUAUAUACAAUUCUCAUUAUUCGCUAAUUUUCUGAAUUUUUUAUCACCACUUCAUUAGAUUAAUAUCUUUUUUUAAAGUUAAUAUAAGCAAUAAUAGUAAAUUAAGUGCCUUACUUUAAACCAUGGUCAGUUUUAGAGUUAUAUUUAAUGACUAUCUACUCUAGCUAAUGACUAUAUUAUAUAAAACACCUGUUUUUUUUUAAUAGGGAAUCGGACAACUUUAAAAAAAAAAUUAAAAAUAUUGUGACGUUAUUUGUAGUUUUUAUACUCUCUGGAGCUUACAAUUACAUACAACUGACGUCAUGCGUUGUGAUAGCGUUUUGUUUGGAGGAGAUAAUAAAUGAAAAAUAUAUUGAAAUUAUUCAAUAUAUAAUUUUUCUACAAUGUAUAAAUUACAUUUCAAGAACAUCAAUUUAGUAAUUUGCUGUCUUGUAAAUGGUAUUUAUAAAUUUUAGAUUUUUAUUAUUACUGUCCGAUUGCCUAUUUGUGUUACGUGAGACAAAAUAUUAGGGUGAGUCCACACUAUGAUAUAUAUCAUGUUCAAUACCUAUACAUAGUUAUUGUAGCAGAUUUGUUAUCAUAAUGUUAUAGUAAAAUAUUAGUUUUAUGAAAUGUUAUUUCUUAAUUUGGACUUACCUUUGUAAAACAUCAAACCACGUUUUACUAUGUCGCCAAUUGCUGAAUAAAUAUAUAAGUAGCUAUAAGAAAAAUAUUUAACUUUAAAAAUGUUGCCACAGUGAAAUAUCACAGUCCAAUUUUAAAAAGUUGAAUUUAAAGUUCUUUUUAAGUGAGUUUUGUCCAUGACUUCAAAAACAAUCAUGACUACCAUAAAUGUAGUUUAGUUUUUUCUAUGGAAACAACAAAGAAAUCGUUGGUUUUUGUUAUAUUUCUAUUUUUAUAAUAAUAUUAAAAAUGUUUUCGUUUUAUUACUAGUUAAUUAUUAUUAUUAAUUAUUAUAGCAAUCAGGAAGUGAAUCUGAUUUAAUGUAUUUAAUAUUUAUUUACUAUUAAAUUGUAAAUUAAUAUAUUGUUUUGUAUACUUUUGUUAGUUUUUCAUGAAAUCACAUUAAUUUGUGUCGUUUUCAACACAUUCCGCUUUUCGGUGCCCUUUGCCCUUAGCUUAGCUUCGUUGAGCUAUGUCAGUGAAUUUGGUUCUUCUGCGGAUCUCCUCAUUUCUGAUUCGAUCACGCAGCGACACUCCAAGCAUAGAUCGCUCCAUCGCCCGCUGAGUGACUUGAGCCUUUUUGAAAGGGCUACAGUUGCGACCAGGUCUUGGAUAUCCAUAGGUCAUCAUUGGCAACACGUACUGUUCGAAGACUUUCGUCUUCAGACACAGAAAUUUUGGAGGAAAAGGUGUCGCGGAGUUUCUCGUAUUCUGCCUAACCGAGUUGGAUGCGGCGGUUUACCUCCUCAAAAUUUGACCUACCUAACUGAACUGUGUCCUAGGUAUAUAACUCGUCAACAAUUUCGAACGUAGAGUCCUCAGUGAUCUUUGUCUUACUCAUGUUUAUUUUAAGACCCACCUGUUGAGGUCAUUGAGCAUAGUAAUUGUAGGACAUCCAGAAUUUCAGAGUGGCCUUGACAACCACAUCGUCGGCAAAUUGCAGUUGAACGAUGUAGGUACUUGCCAUUGAUGUUGAUGCCAAUUCUGUUCCAGUCCGUAGAUUAUUACAUUUAAAAUAAUAAUAUUUUGUUAAUGUGAUUUCAUUAGAAAAUAUGUAAAAUUGUUACCUACGAAGUUUAUUUUAUGUUGAGUUGGACGAACAUGUCAAAAAUAUUUUUAGUAUAAUUGUCUUACCACACUUAAUUAAACUUUAUUCUGCUAAUAACAAGAUCUCGUUAAGAAAACAGAAGUUAUGGUCUAAGAGCCGGCAUUUGAAAUAUAUACCCUCAUCUGUUAUUUAUUAGUGAUAUGAAAUAAAUGAUAAUACUCAUAUUCACACAGUGUCAUUGCAAAUAGGUUGCCUUUACUAACGCCAUGCUCGAUAACUAGCGAUUUACCCUCAUUUUUAAUUUGUUGGUAAACAGUGCACAUCGAGUAUGGCAAAAGAAUCGGUAAAUUGCGGCCAGACACAUUUAUUAUACAAAAUCUAGAAAACCAUGAACUAGACCAUCAAAGGCUAUAUAAAAUAUGAGGUUAUAUAAAUACCAUGACUCAACUGUUUAUACAUGGCAACCUUUAUUCUCCUUCCGUCAUUGGUUAUGGGGAACGAGAUUAAAUAAAUUUAAGAAAAAAAUAAUUUAAUAAUAUCCUUAGUAUACUACUAUGUGCAAUGUGUCAAUAUGAUUCAAUUCAAUUCAAUUAAUUUAUUUGCAAUUGUACAGUUACAUUAGCUGGUAUACAAUAAAUGUUGAAGUAGGUAUAAUGCCAGUAUAGUUACUGGCAUGAAAAAAUCAUUAUACUGGCAUGGAAAUUACUUAAAACACUAUCUAAAUAAUUGAAUAUAGAAAAUAUUCAAUUAUUUAGAUAGUGUUUUAAGAAAUUUAUCAUUUACUUAUCCCAAAUAAAUAACAGAUGAGGGUAUAUAUUUGUUAUGCCGGCUCUUGUACUACGCGUAAGCCCGUAACCCAGUUGAAUGAACGACCACCAAACUUGGUACCUAUAGUUAGUGUGGUUUAGACCUUAUGUUUAAUGUAGUCGAUAUAGAAUGUGCAAUGUUUAGAAAUUAGUAAUUUGAUGUUUAAUGCCAAAACAAUUUUGGUUAAUUAAUUAUCAUACUAAGUAGUGAAUUGUUCCAAUAAAUUAAUUAAUUUUA
This is a messenger RNA of Bicyclus anynana (squinting bush brown), 9609 nucleotides long. RefSeq names its product RNA-binding protein fusilli (gene fus). Lineage: Eukaryota; Metazoa; Arthropoda; Insecta; Lepidoptera; Nymphalidae. The transcript is spliced from 16 exons. Gene Ontology annotation, molecular function: mRNA binding. The record is from RefSeq and is a predicted model, not a curated record. Bases 549 to 2450 code for a protein of 633 amino acids. Gene Ontology annotation, biological process: regulation of RNA splicing. Gene Ontology annotation, cellular component: ribonucleoprotein complex; nucleoplasm.